This is a messenger RNA of Heterobasidion irregulare TC 32-1, 1324 nucleotides long. RefSeq lists its product as uncharacterized. The transcript is spliced from 4 exons. Lineage: Eukaryota; Fungi; Basidiomycota; Agaricomycetes; Russulales; Bondarzewiaceae. Gene Ontology annotation, molecular function: protein serine/threonine phosphatase activity. Gene Ontology annotation, biological process: protein dephosphorylation. The record is from RefSeq and is a predicted model, not a curated record. Bases 122 to 1246 code for a protein of 374 amino acids.
GUCGACUUUGAACGAUGUCCGCGCAGAACUUUCUGCGUUAUGCCAAAGCAGAAAGCAGGAAUCUUUAGGGAUUCACACAGUCACAUUCCAACCACUUCGUUCUCGCGUCAGCGAGGACCGUAUGGUGACAGAAGAAUGGAAUAUACUGGAACAAAGAUGGCUAUUUGUGGCAGUGCUAGAUGGUCACGGAGGAACUGCCGCCGUAGAGCAUACAGUAAACGUAUUACCAACACGUGUCCGCGCAGCAUUACAUCUCCUCAUUCAACAUCAUCUACAAGGCAAACUAGACCGCCGUAAUAAUGGGGAUGGACAGCUUGUGUCUGUCAUGUUACGCGAAGAGAUCGAAAAAUAUGACAGGAGCAUAGGCGAAGCUGUGAAGAGCAUAUGUCGCAAGCCGCAUCGUCUCGCGGAGGAGGCUGCUCGGACGUUGAUCGAUGAACACUUAGAGAUCUUGCAACGUGCUUACAGUGGUACGACCCUUUCCGCCGUGCUGGUAAACAUCAGCGAACGACUUAUGUGGGCUGUGGGUGUUGGCGACUCCACCGUUGCGCUCAGUACACUAGGCAUUGACGGAAGGCGCAGUUUUGAGCGACUGGCUGACCUGCAUUCUCCGAAGAAUCCUUUGGAGUACUUUCGGGUGGCCAUGGCGCAUCCGGCGACUGAAAAGGAGGUCUUGAUUGAGGACCGGCUCCUUGGAUCCCUUGCCAUGACAAGAGCCAUCGGGAAUUUCAAGUUCAAAUUUCAUCAAGCAUAUCUGAGUCACCUUCUCCGUUUCUUGCCCACUACUGCUCAGACGCCUCCCGAAAAAGUGAUCCCGCGGAUCAUGACACCACCUUACCUGAUCGUGGAACCAUCAGUGCGCUUUAUUGACCUGGAGCUCUACAGCACAGCCAAGCCUAUUGUCAUGCUAUACUCCGACGGUGUCGACUGUCUCGUUGAUGGAUAUUCCAACUUCAGCCCAGAUAUGUGCAGAAAAUCAAAUCCUUGUCAGGUCGUUGCCGCUCUUCUCCAAGACAGUGUCGAUCCAUUUGUCGAGGAGGCGCUUGAACACAAGGUGGAAUUGCGAUGGACUGGUCCAAAUGGAAAUAAGGCUGUCGAUGUUCUCGGCAAUCUCGUGGGAGGUACGAAUGUGGACAAAUUGAAGAUGGUAAUGGAUCAGGAGAUCUUGGCUGAUACAACCGAACAGCCCAGUUUCUAUAUUGACGACGUUUCCAUCAUUAUCUUCGAAGUGUCCAAAACAUCCUGACAUAGCCGUUCCAAUUAGUACUGAUGUACUUACCACAGGUUUUUCACAGUGUUCUCAAUUUCUAAACUCGCUUCUGUC